This is a messenger RNA of Clarias gariepinus (North African catfish), 498 nucleotides long. Its product is annotated as cystatin-like protein. Lineage: Eukaryota; Metazoa; Chordata; Actinopteri; Siluriformes; Clariidae. The record is from RefSeq and is a predicted model, not a curated record. The transcript has 4 exons. The coding region runs from base 1 to 498 and encodes 165 amino acids.
AUGGAUGUUGUUGCGCUGAAGUUGUUGCUGCUGGCAGCCCUGACUCUGCUGGUUUCUGCUCAGACACCCACUGACUACAGAGACCUGUCUAAAACAUUACAAAAACACGUUGACAAAGCACUGGAAGAAGGGAACCGUAAAUUUGGAAGGAAUCAUCAUGUUGAUUUUCAUUCCAUCGUAAAAACUCCAGUGACUAGGCAGAGCAGCCUGAAUGUAAAUGUCCUUUUAAAAGUCACAACAUGUAAGAAGGCUCAUCAUUCAUUUAAGAACCGACCUGAAUGUAAUACACAAAAAAAGAACACGCCCUUGAUUGACUGUCUUGUCUGUAAGAUGAAAAGUGGUAAAGAACUGGUUCACUGUGCCGAGAAAAUAGAAGUCAUUAAAGGAAAGCACAAAGAAAUUCGAAAUACCUGUCAGAGUUAUUACAUUGGAGUAUCAAUCAUGAUGUCAUCACCAAUGCAAAAUAUAAAUAAGCUUGGAUGUCGUGCAUGUAUUUGA